GGCCCACGCCAGCUGAACAUCGCCAUGUUCGAGGCUGUCUUUGACACGGCUGCCAUGAGCGCGCAUCAGAAAAAUCCUGGAAGGAAAGGUGAGUACACGAAGAAGCCAUUCAUCAGUCUAACAGCAUAUUAUGCACUGCUGCACUUGACACUGAGAAAGCAUUUACACACUCAUCUCCUUACAUAGAAUUGCCUUUAUCUGUUGUUUUUUUCCUAUUAUCAUAUUGAAUAUAACCCUUUGACUGGCAAGAUGUCAUUCAACACAAGUAAAUGUGAAGGUUGUCUCUCAGACAGUGUUUUAAAAUAAAAAUACAAAAAACAUGAUUUAUACUUAAAAGAAGAGUUCGUGUGGGAACAAAAAAAUUGAAGCUCAGCAUUUAAUAAAAGUAUUAUUUUUAUCAUUUUUAAAAAACUAUUUAAAGUUCUUCAGAAAUGUACACGUUUAUUAAAGAAAUAUAUUCGUGGAUAUAAAUUGAUUUGGAAUUUAGUGUUUUACAAAAAUAUAACGUUUAAAAUUUACCCCAAAUCAGGGGCGUAGGUGAAUUUUCUUACCGGUGGGGGACCAGCCUUUGCCAUCCACUGGGCACUCAUCGGCUUUGCGUCAUUCAUAAAAGUAUCUUGACGCAAGCAAGUUUUUUAUUUGUGUUUUUUUUUUUUUUGGAUGGGGUGGGGAGAAUCCAGAGGCCGGAAUCCCCCCGUCUGCUACACCCCUGUAUUCAAUCACCAAAGCGUAUAAACUCUUUGACUUCAAUCCCACGACAGAUCCCAACUGUUUCACCAAUGCAAGUACCAACAUUACGCUCUGUGCCGGCAACAAAGUCAUUUAUCACCUAGAAGGUAAAUAGAGCUUUGAAACUAUGGUUUUUAUAAACAAAUCCCUACAUCAUUAUAUUACAUUUUAUAUUUGUGCCUACUUUAAAAAAAAAAAACGCUUCGCUCGGGAAAUAUUAAACAACAAGCAGAGGCGCCGCCUAUCGGUUACAUCUACUCUCAUUUCAUUUGAUCGUAGUGUUUUACGAUUUUUGUGUAGUGUGGCUAUUCGGGGGGAAAAGGUUGGCCCACCUUGGGCUCGGAAUGAUUUUUUCAAUAAUGAUACGUUUAAACAACGUUCAGAAUUACAGUGAAUUAACACUCAACACAACGAUGUCACGUAAUUAGCAAAGCUGUGUUACGCACCGUGCAUUUCGCGCAGGAGAAUAUUGAUUCCUGUUAAUAUUUUGCCUUCCGUAUUGUUCUUUUUGUUGCGAAGGCCUCGUUUCGCGUAUCUUCUGUCUUUUUUUAAAACUCCUUCAUACACUCUUGUUCGCCAGCUGGAACAUUGUUCGGCAAUGAGCUCCCAUUCGUUGUUUUCAAUAUUGCCUUCCCUCAUGCUUUUUUUUUUUUUUGCAAACGCCCAUAAAUCUCAGGCGUGGCCGUCCAAUGAGUCUUGCCCCUUCUGUCAACUCUCCAUUCAGCAGCAUCUUUGGGAUACGGCCUUUCCUCCAUUCUCCUUACAUGGCCUAACCAGCGAAGGCGUCUCUUGCUAAGAAAGGAGAAUAUGCUAAACAUGUGUGCACGUUCCAAGACCUCCAUGUUAGGCACCUUGUCCUGCCAACGAAUGCAUAAAAUGCGACAAAGACAUCUUUGAAGGAAGCUUUUGAGUUUCAGCUCCUGGCUGGUAUACGUGGUUUAUUUUUGUGCAAAAUCUUUAUUUUGUAAAAUGUGCAUAGCUCAUAUCAACAAAAAAAAUAAUGAUAGUGGAUCACCGGCUCUAGAUAUUUCCCCGUGCCAGCGAAAUUCGAUUCUUCAAAGCUAAAUACACACAGGAACACAUCUAUCCAAAAAUAAAAAUAAUUCGCAAAUCCUUCAUAAUUACUGACCUCUCACCAAUUACAUACACAUUGCAUCCAAUUACUGCUUUAAGGAUAAGCCAAUAUCAUCAAAUGUUCAAUAAACUAGCAAAGUAAAAUCCCCAAUAACUGCACUUUUUUGGAUUCCUGAAAAUACCGCAGGUGCGUUUGGUGCGUAACUUUGUGUUGUUGUUUUUUCCCCGCAACAGCACCAAUUUAUAACGGAUGUAAACGAUCUUCUUAUGAGUUUAAUAUGGAGUAUGUAGAUAGUGUUGCUAUGUAUUAUAAAGCAAUUUUUAAAUACGAAAUUUAAAGAAUUUUUAUUAUUCCCCCUGACGGGGAACGUUAUGAAAUUUUAAUUUUUAAUUUUUUUUUUUAAAGAGAUAGAUAUUCUUUGUGGCUACACUUUAAAUUGUAAUGUGAAAAAAAUAUUCUUAAUUUAUGGUUAACACUGUUCAGUGUAGUCUUUUCUGAUUUAGUCAAUGCUAAAUUGUUUGUGGGUUUUUUUUAAUAGUAAACCUGCUUUUUUUUUAGGAAUUAUUUCAAGGUUAUAGUCUUUUUUUUUUAAAAAAAGGAAAUGACUUUUCUUUUUGUGCAUAGCUGGUUGCAAGUUCUAAAUAGUGAGAGCGUUGUUCAUCUCUUCUAAUAAACAGCUUAGAUGUGUCGCUUAGUUCGAGCCUUUAAAACAUAUUUCUAUUUUUUCAAACCCCUUCAGGAACGCGUCUAGGCGUCUACUCAGACAAGGGGCGUGACAACAGCAACAUCGCCACGAUGAAAGACCGUGUCACGUUCGUCAUCAAGACGGCUGGUAUCUAUUUGGUCAAUUUGAACGUGAGUGAAGGUCAUUUCAAAUAAAUAGGUCACGUGCUGUCUUUUUUUUUAAUCUUAAAAAUGAUUUUCUUUGAAGCUGUGCACAUAAAUAUCUGGAACUCUAAAUUCUAAAAGCACAUGUUCAAACUCCGGCCCGCGGGCUAGAUCAGGACAACAUCAUGUACUCUAAAUCACUAAAAAUUUAAGACCUCGCAUAAAAAUUCGACGACUAAAAAUUAAUUAAUGAACAGUAAUGUUGGAUUUCGUUGACCCAGCUGUUUUACUGUGCUGUCUACAAGACCUUUUACCCAGCUGUUUACAAGACUGUUCACCCAGCUGUUUUUUCACCCUGCUUUUCCCCGACUGUUUAUCCAGCUGUUUAUACCACUGUUUACCCUACUGUUUACCCUGCUGUUUACCCGACUGUUUAUCCAGCUAUUUAUCUGACUGUCUACCCGACUGUUUACCCUGCUUUUUACCCGACUGUUUGCCCUGCUGUUUACCCUGCUGUUUACCCUGCUUUUUACCCGACUGUUUACCCAGCUGCUUACCCGACUGUUUAUCCAGCUGUUUACCCGGCUGUUUACCCAGCUGUCUACCCGACUGUUUACCCAGCUGUUUACCCCGACUGGUUAUCCGGCUGUUUACCCCUACUGGUUAUCCGGCUGUUUACCCCGACUGGUUAUCCGGCUGUUUAUCCAGCUAUUCAUUCGACUGUUUACACCACUGUUUACCCGCAGAUCUCCAUCAUUGACGUCACAUUAAAAAAUUACCUGGGACUCUUCGUAAACGACAGACUAGCAAUGGCGUGUCCAGAAGGCGGGAUCAAGUGCUCCACUAAUUAUGAUGCCAGCUUUGACUUUCGAAUAUGUAAUAUAAAUGGUAGGUAGAAACGCCCCCCUCCCUCAAAAAUGGCGUCCAUUAUUUUCUCUCUUAUGCCUUUUACAUCUGGGGGGAGGGGUAUGGGAUAGGCCGUCAAAAAGAAUUUUCCAUUCAUCUCGAUUGUGUGCUUUUCUUUCCAGUUGCUUCCAUGUGUAUCCCUCUAUCCCUCGCUUUGUGUGUCUGCCUUUAGCGUGUGUCUCCAGGUAUCCCAUACUAUGUGUGUCUGCAUUAAGUUUGUGUCUCCAUGUAUCACAUACUUUGUGAGUCUGCCCUCUCGAUUAUGUCUCCAUUUUUCCAUUGCUUUGUGUGUCUACCUCUAGCUUAUGUCUCCAUGCGUCCCAUACUUUGUGUGUCUGCCUCUAUCUUGCGUCUCCAUUUAUCCCAUGAUUUGUGUGUCUACCUCUAACGUGUGUCUCCAUCUACCCCAUACUUUGUUUGCCUACCUCUAGCUUAGGUCUCCAUGUGUCCCACGUUCUGUGUGCCUGCCUCUAGCUUGUGUCUCCAUGUUCCCCAUGCUUUGUGUGUCUGCCUCUAGCUUGUGUCUCCAUGUUCCCCCAUGCUUUGUGUGUCUGCAUCUGAAUCGCGUAUCUCUGUCAUCUUUGGCCUUUCUCUUAAACCGGUGGUAAUCGUUGUUUUUUUCUUGAUAAUUGUCAUCAAAUAGAUAUGAAUAGACUGUGGGAGAGUUGUGUGUGCCUUUUAACGGAUGUGCUAGGCUACUUAUCACAAUUUUUGUAACAUAUCAAUGUAUGCCAACUUCAAUCAAUUCUAUAAUAUUUUUGUUAAAAAUAAAUAAAUGUCUUCAAUUUCUGUUGAUUUCUCAGGUGUUCUCAAAUUGAAUGUUAAUGACAGCCUUGACGUCAGAACCAUGCAAAGUAACACAACCAUCAGGAUAGCGGCUCUCAGCAAUUCUUUUUUUACCAUUGUUCUCCUGCAAAAACAAUUAUAAGAUUACAACCAUUGUUCAGAAUGAAUUCUGGAAAUACUGUUGAAGAGUGCCGUCAUCAUUGAUUGAGAACCUUUUGUGGUGUGGCUUACAAUGUGAUGAGUUAUUCGAUAAUGUUUGUUGAAACGACUGAAAUUGUAGCAUCGUCCAUUGGUGAAAAUGAUAUUACAUUCUUUUAUUUACCAACAUUCCAUAAUGCGGCCGUCAUUCCUGCACUACACUGUAACAAAGAAUUGUUUUUUCUUUCAUGAGUAACUCUUGAACAGGCAAUAUCUCAAAAUCGGUCUUCAGGGCCAUUGAUAAAAAUCUCAGAGACUUAUUAUAGAGACAUACGAAACAUAAAAAGGACAUUGAAAUAAUCUUAAAGCCCGUCAGAAAAAUCGAACGUUCUAGAAUUAGGUAGAAACUUCUAGAUAAUUAAAGAAGAUAUAUAUUUAUAUGUUACUCAUUUUUUACAAACAUUGCCUAAAUGGGGCUGGUGGAAAAUGUGCGUUACAAAAAGUUGCCAUCAAUUCUAUUGUGUUGUGUUAUUUUUUUUUUAGCAUGCACAUAGCAUAAAGCUUUAUUUAAAAUACGUGAAACAAGUGAAAGCGCACCAGAGACAUUUAUUUGAACAAUGAUUGAAAGCGCACCAAAGACAUCUAUUUGAACAAUGGUUGAAAGCGCACCAGAUACAUUUAUUUGAACAAUGUUUGAAAGCGCACCAGAGACAUUUAUUUGAACAAUGUUUGAAAGCGCACCAGAGACAUUUAUUUGAACAAUGUUUGAAAGCGCACCAGAGACAUUUAUUUUAACAAUGUUUGAAAGCGCACCAGAGACAUUUAUUUGAACAAUGUUUGAAAGCGAAACAGAGACAUUUAUUUGAACAAUGUUU
Molecule: messenger RNA, 5337 nt
Organism: Lymnaea stagnalis (great pond snail)
Lineage: Eukaryota; Metazoa; Mollusca; Gastropoda; Lymnaeidae
Source: the annotation of a GenBank genome assembly